Molecule: messenger RNA, 1718 nt
Organism: Sebastes umbrosus (honeycomb rockfish)
Lineage: Eukaryota; Metazoa; Chordata; Actinopteri; Perciformes; Sebastidae
Product: neurogenic locus Notch protein-like
Exons: 3
Coding region: 428-1351 (307 amino acids)
Source: RefSeq, a predicted model, not a curated record
UCAACGUUAACGCAAAUUAAUUUUAACGCCACUAAUUUCUUUAAUGCAUUAACGCAACUUGUGAUUUUUAGGUAUCAUAUGAAACUAGAAAAUAUAUAUAUAUAUAUAUGACUCUAAUUAUGACUGUAAUGUGGGAGCUCUUGUUUGUGUAGCGGCCUGGAGGAUGAUCCCGCGGUGUGUUGACUGAAGGGGUGUGUGUGUGUUUGUGUGUGUGUGUCUAUCUGUGGACGCCCCGCCGUCUGUUUUCUUUCCGUCUGACAGCGAUGAAUUCAGAGUGAAACUACUGUGUCAUCUCACAACCACACGCACUGACCUGGGUGGGAAUCCUCAUCUACAUUAACAAAAGCAGGUCAACACAACGUGACAGUCGGCUGCAUCCUGGACCUGAUGAGGAGACGACAGAAGAGUAAUUUCACAGACGGGAGGGAUGAACGCAGUGAAAGAGGAAGAACAGGACGAGUCUGGUGGACUUCAGUCUGCAGGAUGCACUGAGGACCACAAUGAAGACAGUCCAAAACAACCAAAGUCUAAUCUGACUCGCUGCGCCGCCUGCUACAACCACAAGGCGAGCAUGCUGGCUCGCUGGGGGGGCGACGGCGAGUCCAGCUCAGAGGCCGGAGACUCGGGACCAGAGGUGGACUCGGAAUCCGAGCCGGAGUCCAGCUCCAGCAGCAGCAGCUGCUCUGAGGAGGAUUUACCAGAAACACUUGAGGAUCCUGAACCUGAACCUGGAGACGCCGGAUCUGGAGGAAAAGAUGGCGGCGGACGACGAGAGGAGGAGGAGGCGCCUCGAAGAGCUCCAGUUGUCACAUGUUCCUCCCCCGUUCCUCACCUCACCCCUCUGGCCCUGCUACCCCGCCCUCACACAGUCGUCUCCACGCUCCACCUGCAGGUGUUGUCCAAGAACCACCACGACGAUGACGGUGUCCACAUCGUCCAACAGCAGCUGUCUGGGAGAGAGGAGGAGACGACAGGAGGAGGAGGAAGAGGAGGAGGAGGUUACGGAGGAGGAGGAGGAGAAGGAGUCAACGGUGUGACGCCUCCACAACCGCUGCAGUGGCAGCAGGCGGAGUUACAAUGGCAACAGCAGCUGUCGUACCAACAACAAUAUCAGCAACAACGAGCUCAACACUGUUGUCCUCUCUCCGCUCAGGGUCAAAUGUUACCACCAUCCAUGCACACACGUUCUGUUCCUCACACACUUCCUGUUCCUCACACACUUCCUGUUCCUCACCCCUCGACGCUCUACACCCCCCUACAGGCCAACAGUGCACCCCACACACAUCUGCAUGCACCCACGCAACCACCAUACUGGUACUGGUACAGUCCGUACCCGUACCAGACCCAUUAAAUAUGUACAAGAAAAGGUUUAAAGAGUUUAAUGAAAUGUUUGUGAUUGAACACGAGCCUCCAACGUACACUUAAGUUCUGCACUUUGAAGUGAAUCUCAUCUUCGUUUCUAAACUCUUGUUCAUUUUUACAUUUGUUUUGCUAUACUGACAUUAAAGGGCGGGUUCAUCUGCAUUCUUUUCCAAAUAGAAACGCCCACUCAGCUGUUAGCAGAAAGCCGUGAUGUAGGUUACCAAAGUAAGCUAAUCAAUAAUGAAUAAUGUGAACGCUAGCACUAGCUGAGUCAACGGUAGCUGUGCUAAGUUUGAACAUAACUGAAAGGUUUAGUUCAGAUGUUUUGAAGCAGGGUUGUACGUAUACUCCCACGC